Molecule: messenger RNA, 1536 nt
Organism: Danio rerio (zebrafish)
Lineage: Eukaryota; Metazoa; Chordata; Actinopteri; Cypriniformes; Danionidae
Gene: egr1
Product: early growth response 1
Biological process (GO): anatomical structure formation involved in morphogenesis; glial cell development; sensory system development
Cellular component (GO): nucleus; cytoplasm
Source: RefSeq, marked provisional
AUGGCUGCAGCCAAGACAGAGAUGCUCCUGCCUGCUCUGCAGAUCUCCGACCCCUUGAGCUUCCCUCACUCCCCCACGGAUAACUACCCCAAGUUGGAGGAGAUGAUCAUGCUGAACUCUGCAGGGACCCCCUUUCUCAACGCCACAGCACCUGAAGGCGCUGUUUUUGGCUCCGGGGAGCCCGGGGAGCAGUUUGAUCACCUUGCUGGAGAUACGCUUUCAGAAAUUUCCAUGGAGAAACCUCUGUCAGAUCAGACCUACUCCACCCAACGGCUGCCUCCCAUAUCCUACACAGGCCGUUUCACCCUUGAACCCGCCACCAACUGCAGUAACAGUCUAUGGGCUGAGCCUCUGUUCAGCCUGGUGAGUGGGCUGGUGGGCAUCAACCCACCCCCAGCCUCCAUCCCGUCCUCAACCUCUCAGGCAACUCACCCCUCUUCCUCUUCCACGUCUUCCAUCCCCUCUUCGUCCUCGUCAUCCACAUCCAGCGCCAGCUUGAGCUGCUCCGUCCACCAGAGUGAGCCCAACCCCAUCUAUUCGGCAGCUCCCACCUACUCCAGUGCCAGCCCAGACAUCUUCCCUGAGUCUGGCCCUAACUUCUCAACCACGGUGGGCACCUCACUGCAGUACUCCUCAUCAACAUAUCCCAGUGCCAAGACCUGUAACCCCAGCUUCUCUGUGCCAAUGAUCCCUGACUACCUGUUUACACAGCAGCAAAGUGAGAUCAGCCUGGUGCCACCAGAUCAGAAACCCAUCCAGACACAAGCGGGUCAGCAGCCCGCCCUGACGCCGCUGCACACCAUCAAGGCCUUUGCAACCCAAACGGGUUCACAGGACCUGAAAAGCGUCUACCAGUCUCAGCUCAUCAAGCCCAGUCGCAUGCGCAAGUAUCCUAACCGGCCAAGCAAGACACCACCUCACGAGCGCCCCUACGCAUGCCCUGUGGAGACCUGUGACAGGCGCUUCUCACGCUCAGACGAGCUGACCCGCCACAUCCGCAUCCACACAGGACAGAAGCCAUUCCAGUGCAGGAUCUGCAUGCGCAACUUCAGCCGCAGUGACCACCUGACGACCCACAUUCGCACACACACAGGCGAGAAGCCCUUUGCCUGCGAGAUCUGUGGCCGCAAGUUUGCCCGCAGCGACGAGCGCAAGCGCCACACUAAGAUCCACAUGCGGCAGAAGGACAAGAAAGCAGAGAAAGGUGCCACUGCUGCAGUGCAGAGCUCAGUUUCAAACAUUUCCAUCUCAGCUUCCUCACCAGUGUCCAGCUACCCCUCUCCCAUCACUUCUUACCCCUCUCCGGUCUCCUCUUUCCCGUCUCCAGUCAACUCCUGCUACUCAUCUCCGGUCCACACCUCCUACCCCUCCCCGUCCAUUGCAACCACGUACCCAUCGGCCACCAGCACCUUCCAGACGCAGGUGGCCACUUCCUUCCCGACCUCAGUGGCCAGUAACAUCUACAGUUCUCCUGUCACCACCCCACUGCCCGACAUGCAGUCUGCGCUUUCCCCUCGGACAGCCGACAUCUGCUGA